AUGCCCCACUCAACUCCGAAUCCUCAAGUAGAAAACGAAGAUAUUGCUACUGACAAAACCAGAAUUGAGGACAAUCGCGCUCCUCAGCGGUGGACCCUGAUUAUCCUCGUAAUAUCCCUGAAUGUGGCUACCUUCAUAGCAGCACUCGAUAAUACGAUCGUCGCGACGGCAAUUCCGACUAUCACUUCUGAAUUUCAUUCCAUUGGUGACGUAGGCUGGUAUGGUAGCAUCUACAUGCUUGCCAUGACACCGUUACAACCAAUUCUGGGAAGCAUCUACAGCAUGUUCAACGCGAAAUAUGUUUACAUCUCAGCUAUAGUCAUAUUUGAAGUCGGCUCCAUUAUCGGAGCUUCUGCAUCCCGCUCCUCAGUUCUAAUUAUUGGUAGAGCUAUUGCCGGAGUAGGCGCAGCGGCUAUCUUUGCAGGAGGAAUGGCCAUCGUCACAAACCUAUUUUCAAGAGACCGACGCCCGAGGUAUAUUUCAUUUUUGCAAAGUAUGUUCGGGAUGGCAAAUAUGGUUGGACCGCUUUUAGGCGGCCUUUUCACGAACGUCUUGUCUUGGCGAUGGUGCUUCUGGGUGGUUAUGAUUUCAGAUGACAUUGUCAGGCUUUGCUUAAAGAAAGUUCUUCCGCAGAUAAACGCACCGUUCGGUUUCGUGAUCGUGUUGGUUGUCCUCUUUUGUUACAGAGAUCAUGGUGGAAAUCGACAGAAACUAUCGGAGACACUCACUAUUCAUGAAAAGAUCUGUCGGAUGGAUAUACUAGGAUCAACAUUACUAGUUGCAAGUGUGAUCUGUAUGCUUCUAGCAUUACACUGGGGUGGCACAAGCUACAGUUGGAAUAGCCCCAUGAUAAUAUGCCUUGUCAUAUCCGCUGCAGUACUGAUUUGUGGGUUCGGUAUUGCACAAUAUAUGCACCCUCAAAGGGCAAUCAUCCCAUUUCGACUCGUCUCUAAACGCCCAGUCUGCGCCAGUGCGCUGUAUGUAUUCUUUUUGACCAUCGGUCGAUUCACACACAUAUAUUAUCUUCCAUUUUAUUUCCAGGUCUGCAAGGGAGUCUCCCCAAUCGGCUCUGGUUUGCGCUUUCUACCAUACUCAGUUGCUGCAACUCUGUCUACCAUUGUGUUGGGUGCCACGAUUAGCUCUAUCGGGCUUUACGCAUUUGUUCAACUAAUUGGCGCAAUGCUUUUCACGGUCGGCUCUGUUUUCAUUGCUUUCCUUCAGUUGAAUACCUCUACAGCAAGGUGGAUAAGCUAUCAAAUUCUGGCAGGAGCCGGAGCAGGAGCAGGCGUCCAGACACCCUACAUAGUCGCUCAGGUCGCGGUAUCUUCUGGGGACGUACAUACUGUCAAUGCAAUUAUCAUGUUCAUGACUGGUUUAGGUGGCGCACUCUCGGUGUCAAUUGCCCAGAACAUCUUCGGUACAGUCAUCCUUAAAGAAAUUCCAAAGUACACCUCAGGUGCGCACGUGGACUUUGAAGACAUCUUGAACUUGGACGGUGUCCAGUUUCUUCACUCCACUGAAGGAGUAGCUACGGAUCAGAAAGAGGUGGUUUUGCAAGUGUUUACACAUGCUUUGGAUAAGACUUUCAGUAUUCCCAUCUUCGCUGGGUCUAUAUUGAUCAUGUUUGACAACGGUGAUAAUGUAGGCAUUGAACUGUCAAGUGCAAAACUCGUGGACACAACGAUGGCGGAACAAUACAGAAUCAAGGCGAUGCCAGGAUAG
Messenger RNA from Lentinula edodes (shiitake mushroom), 1722 nucleotides. Its product is annotated as major facilitator superfamily domain-containing protein. NCBI's taxonomy places the organism in Eukaryota, Fungi, Basidiomycota, Agaricomycetes, Agaricales, Omphalotaceae. Gene Ontology annotation, biological process: transmembrane transport. The record is from RefSeq and is a predicted model, not a curated record. The coding region runs from base 1 to 1722 and encodes 573 amino acids. The transcript has 15 exons. Gene Ontology annotation, molecular function: transmembrane transporter activity.